GUUCAAACAGCGCCAGUUCGAGCAGCACCAGCUCGAGCAGCGCCAGCUCAUCGACGUCGAGCAAUGGGUCCAGAUCUGCUUCGUUGCCGACGGCAAGGUUACGGUACCCAAUGAUUACAGGGGCAAGAGUGAGCAAGAAGCGGAAGCGAUGGGAUCCAUUUACGCGGCGGACGGUGGCCUCGGUGACGCGCAAGAUGCCGCGGACGCCGAGCAGGUAUGCAGCGCCGCUGAUGGCGCUCAUCAAGGUUGGCAUGCAAGUUCUUCGUCGCGGCGAGCUUGUGGCAGCGCUGCAAAUUCUGCUGCAGGUGAUCUCCUACAUUGCGUACAUCCGGUUUUUUGCCGGCCCACAAGUCUCGCUGCUGAUGGCGGUGGGCGACGCUUACGCAAUGCUGAGCACGACGCUCGACACACUGACAACAGCAGCCAUGGCGCUGCCUGCUGGCCAUGCGUCGCGGGCGCACGUGCGUGCGAUCAUAGUGGCAAUCCUCAAGGCACUGGCGGUCAUUCUUCACACGGUGUGGUAUCCGCGGCUGCCGCUCGGGAUCACCGGACGAUGUGUUGCGACGAUUCUCGCACUUGACGGUGACCCCCAGGACGCGGUCGACGUGCUGCAGGACUUUCUUGCUAUCCGCAUUUACCAGCAGCAGCCAAUGAUGCUCGGCGCUUAUGCGAUGGCGACGCUUGCGGCGGUCAAACACAAGAUGCGGCGCGGACCGGCAACGACCGGCGACGACGUUAUCGACAACGAGAACUUCCAGGCCCAUGUCGAUGACCUCAAUCGGGCGUGCACCAUGCUCGAAAAGUGCCACGAGGUCGAUCCGCACAACGCCACAUGGGUGAGCCUCCACCUGGAGGUUCUGGCUACCAAAGGAGACAUCGCCGGCAUGAUGAAGAUUGCGCUACGCGAGGCCGACACCACGAGUGCGCCACCGGCGAUGCUGCUACCGAUGUGGAUCAUUGCGCUCGAGUUGAUUGAGAUGUAUCCGCGGCACGUGCAAAAGUCGGUUCGCAAGACGCUGCCGAUCCGGCGGCUCAAGUACGCACUCUGCAUCCUCGCGCUGGACCGGACCAACGUCCGCGCGCUGGCAACUCUUCUCGACGCCGGGGCCACUGCCGAUGCACUCGCGCCAGCGAUGCGUUCUCUUCCGGACGGCAUCCCGCGGCAGCAGCCAGUCAAUGCGGUGCUGAUGUUCAUCGAAGAGUCUCGCGGAGUAACCCCACAGGCGUGGACCGUGCUCGACCGAGUCCUCAACGCGGGGCUCCCCGUGACCGACAACAUGGAGAUGGCAAUCAAGUUCAUUGCAUCGUCGCGGCCGAGGAUUCUGCUGUGGACCACCAUUAUUCGCGAAGGGCUGCAAGACGAUGACAACGAGGCGUGCAAGGUGGUGUGUGGCAAGCUGCGUGCAACCAUGAUGCGAUCACCCUCGUUCAAUCUGGCACUCGACGAGCUCAACAUCAACGCGCUUGACUGGUAAAAACGAACCGUUGCUGCUC
Thecamonas trahens ATCC 50062 is the source of this 1494-nucleotide messenger RNA. RefSeq lists its product as uncharacterized. The coding region runs from base 111 to 1475 and encodes 454 amino acids. The record is from RefSeq and is a predicted model, not a curated record. NCBI's taxonomy places the organism in Eukaryota, Apusomonadida, Apusomonadidae. The transcript has a single exon.